Molecule: messenger RNA, 2804 nt
Organism: Procambarus clarkii (red swamp crayfish)
Lineage: Eukaryota; Metazoa; Arthropoda; Malacostraca; Decapoda; Cambaridae
Source: RefSeq, a predicted model, not a curated record
ACGAGGUGAGGUACAUGCUGCCCCCUACCCACCGCACCAGGUACCAGACCAAGGUGUUCCAGCAGUCUGUGACUAUCCUCAUCAAGCUUCAGCAAAAUACGACAGGUGGGCGAGGGUCGUCGUCGGCGGUGGCUGAGAGGGGCGUGUCUGUGGGACCCUGGAGAGUGCCAGAGGAGCAGAUGCCAGUACUGGUUGGCACUAUUACCGGUGCCUCGCUACUGGUCCUCCUCCUCCUCUCUCUCCUCCUCUACACAUGUCGUCAUCACAACCCCACCCACAAGAAGUACAGUGUCAAGAGCGAAGUGUCGAGCGUGACGUCAGGUCGAACACAGGGGUCAGCCCCCAGCCUCAGCAGAGACUCUUUGGUGGUAGUGACUCACGCCUCCUCCGGACACCAGGCUUGCCUGCUCUCUGAGAGGGGCUCCCCCUCCGAGUACCUGUGUGAGUGUAGCUGCUGUAGUGACCCACCAUCUGACCUGGCCUGCUCCUGUGGCUGCCCAGGUGAACACGGCGGCAACAAUGAUCAUGCACCAGGCAAGGAUGAUGGUCACAGGAGUCCUAAUGGUGACGACGACGACCUCCUGCCCAGGAGCCUCUCCAUGCCUCUCAAGGAGGAGGCCAAGCUGCAGGGAAAUGAUGACAGUCAGCAGGAGACCAUCAACAACAACAACAGUGUGCGAUCUAAGGUUGGUCCUCGCCCCACCAGCAACCCAGUCGCCUUUAGCCCCUGUGAUCUGACCUUACCCCGGCCCACAAGACGAGACUCAGGGUUGUGCGGUGAAACUCGCCUGAGGACCUUAGAGGCGGGGUGUCUACCACUGUCACCAGAGUCACGUCUGGAUGAACAGAGUGCCUCGUCAAGUGUACUGGACACUGUCUUUCCUGGUGCACGAGGAGGAGAGUUGGAGGCAGCUGCAGCAGACGAAGCAUUCAGAACACGCUCACUGCCAGCCUGGGUCAGGAACAAGACUCGCCCUCUGACUGCCUUGGAUGACCUCAAUACUAUCUAUGAAAAGCCAAACUGGAGCAAGCGCCGCAGAAACCGAAUGCGUAGUGAUGCUGCAGCCGUCAUCGCCCUAAGCAAGUCGAGAGGCCGCCUGCUGUCUCCUAACCCUCAAGCAUCAGGUCAAGCAGCUGCUGCAGCAGCCUUACCAGACACAGCUGCUCUUGUGGAAAAUGAAGCAGUCAUUGUGUAUGAUGAGAGAACAGCUCUCUAGGAUAUAAAAAAGUAAUUUUUGUGUAUAUAAAGGUUUGAAGGAUGGUUCAGCCAGAAUUAUCUAACCUACAGGUUAAACAGGGUUUUGUUAAAAAAAAAAAAAAAGUCAGCAUUCAAAACAUCAUCAUCCUAUACAUAAGGGAAACAUAUUCACAUUUGUCUGAAAUGAUCAACUUUGCAAUGUAAGCUAUUCUGAUAUUAGUUAUGACAAAAAUCACAAAAAUCUGAAUGGGAAAAUAUAUCACAUCUUUUCUACUGAAGGUGUUAAUCUUACAUAAUGAUGAAAGUUAUUUGAAUUCAGUGUAUAUAAUCUGAUUUAUUUAUAAUUGAGGCAAUUACAAUUUUAAGGAUGCUGCAAUACUGUCAGUAUUACUCUAUGCUAGAUGGAGUGAACAAGGUGUACAAACACAUAUAUCAGAAGCUUGUAGCCCAGGUGUGGAGUUCAGUUUUGUGUGGGGCUCAGUUUUGUAUGGGGCUCAGUUUUAUGUGGCAGCUCAGUCAUGCAAGGUGGAUAAGUUUUUAAAUGCCAGAGGUCCCUCUUUUUUUUUUUACCCUGUCUUUUUAAUCACAUGGGACUUGCACAGAAAAUGGAGCAUUAGUCUGUGUGAUUCAACCCCUCCCCCCUCCCAAAGACUAACGUGUCACUUAAGCAUCUAACUAUGGUCUUGCAUUUAAAGAAAUAAUACAAACUUGUAUGUGUAUUGCUUAAGACUUGGGUAAGAGGCCAGUACAUAUUUACUAUGUUAGUGAUAUUAAACACAGUUUUAUUCCCUUAGUAUGCAGAAUUUUGCAAAUAAACCAUUUAUGUGUUUUCUCAUCUGUUGUUAAGCUUAUAAAUUAUAAUUGUAGGAAUAUAAAUAAUUUAAUGUGCUAAAGCAGUUACAGAAUUUUAUUACGGCCAUUACAAUCCGUCUUUUAAUUAAGGUUUAUGAUUUUUCUUAAACUAAAAUUGUUGGAGGUGCACUUUUCAGAAAUUAUAAAUUUGCUCCUGGAAAAAACCCUAAUGAUCAAUAUUCCUUAAACCAACAAAGUUAUCUAGUUCAUAGCAGUGCUGAACCCUUAAACAUAACCUAUUGAAUGGUAUACUUUAAAUUAAUAUUUGCCAGUGUCUCUCAUCUUAAGAAUAUAUCCAAUAACUAAAUCCAUCCUCCUAGAUAUCCAACCUGCCCAGAAGGUAUUCGGAAGAGUUGGUGUUGUAGGACAUUCAACCUGCCCAGAAGGUAUUCAGUGCAAAUGAAAGCAACGGCACCAAUUUUGAAGUGACCGAUGUAGUCACUUUAAAGCAUCAAUCCUAACCCACUUGAAGUGACCUAGCCAUUACCAUAAGAUAAAGAUUUACUACUUAGAUGGAUUUUUGUAAAGACAGGUGAUCAUUUUUAGAGUUAAAAAGAUAUGUAUUAAACAUUUUAUAUUGUGCUUUUUGUCUGUGUGAAAGUGUUAGUGAGUGGAUUUUUUUAGUGCCUUGAAUGAAUGAUGCUUUAUAGAUGUACAAGCUUAAUAAUGUCUUUUUAAUACUGACUUAAAUGUUGUAAAUUAAAUGUAUUAUUAUAUUGUCAUAGUUUAUGUAUGAUAAAGAGAUCUUGAUAAA